Messenger RNA from Actinia tenebrosa (Australian red waratah sea anemone), 1553 nucleotides. RefSeq lists its product as uncharacterized. Gene Ontology annotation, cellular component: plasma membrane. Gene Ontology annotation, molecular function: G protein-coupled receptor activity. Lineage: Eukaryota; Metazoa; Cnidaria; Anthozoa; Actiniaria; Actiniidae. The record is from RefSeq and is a predicted model, not a curated record. Gene Ontology annotation, biological process: G protein-coupled receptor signaling pathway.
ACACAUAUUACAAGUCUUAUUAUGACUUCAAUCGCCACUGCGAUAACGCCUCAAGGACAUCAAAACACAAGUUCCCAAGACAAUAUUAAACAGGAGUUUGUAGCAGUCAACAACAUGGCAUUUGGUGAAGACCACUGCAAAGCCGUAGAUCCUCCACUAGAAUUAUCUAUCACUACUUCUGUCAUCACCAUCCUUCUCACGAUCAUCACGCUACCAGGCAAUCUAUUUAUCUGUGUUGCUAUGGCAAAAGAUCCAAAUAAGAAUCUGAGGACCUCCUUUAACUAUUUAUUGUUAAACAUCGCUGUUUCYGAUCUCAUUAUUGGCACAGUCACCGAUCCUCUAGUCGUUUACUUCCAUAUAAGGGAAGGUCUUGGCUACAAAGUAUCUUCAUUUGUUGUACCUCACAUGUCAUUCUUCAUCGGUUGUACAGCCUCCCUCCUCAGUAUCGCCAUGUUAGCAAUAGAACGUUCUAUUGCAGCCAAUUCAAACUUCCAUCGUAGAUUAACGAAAAACCGAGUCACAAUAAUGUCCAUGGUCAUCUGGGUGUUCUCUGUAGCAUUCCCUUGCAUGUAUUUCAAAAUCGGCUACCUUAAAAUGAGCUUCGUUUUCUCAAUCUUGAUGCUAGUGGUGACGUCUGUGAUAGUGAUGACAUUCAUUCGUAUCUUUAGCAACAUUAGACGCAACAAGGUGGCGCCACAAACAAGCGAAGUUGACGACAGUACCGCGAAAAUGAGACUGAAGCGAACAGAAUGUGAAAGACGGGUAACAAGCAUAUUCAGAGCGAUUCUCAUUUUUUACACUAUUUGCAGCGUUCCCGCGUUGAUAUUCAUUUUCAUCGUCAACAUCUGCUCCACGUGUAGCUGUCAAUUAAUCCACUGGUCACGUGAUUUCAUUCAGUUAUGUGUGCUGAUCAAUUGCUGUGGCAAUCAGUUCCUUUAUGCGUGGAGAAUGAGAUGCUUCACGCGCGCUUUCAAAGCGCUGGUUAAGCAACGUGUUACAAAACAAGAAGGAUCGACAGCUUAUUUUUCUAACACUGCUGAACGGAGUUGAAGUGACAUUUCAUCUCGUAACUUAUCAUACUAUGGACUGGAUGGAUAGCCGCCAUCCGGCCUUUGAUGUCAGUUUUUAAAAAUAUGAAUGAAGAGUAAUGUAAAAUAUGAAGGGGAAGCUAUAUACUGGAAGCUAUAAUAACAAAUUAUAUAUAUAUCAUAUUGCUGGUUUUCAAUCAUUCCCAAGAGAGUAAAUAACAAAAGACAAGGCGGCCAUGUUGGAUGAUAGAACGAAAGCGACUAAUGACGCAUGUUUUGUUAAAUUCAUCCAACAUGGCGGCUGUGAAAACCAUCAAUAGCUACUUUGUUUGAAACUAUUCUGAACUCUGACAACCAUGGCAUAGAGAGACAUGAUAACUGUAAAAGCUUUGACGGGCAAAUUCAGAUCAUCGCCAGCAUUUUAACUAUGUGUUCACGAAAUAUGAUAACACAUAUUGUCGUCUGGGUAUAUAGUGGCUUUCAUAAACAUGAUAUUACUUUAAUUUUGUAAUGAAUGGAAAUAUU